Molecule: messenger RNA, 1566 nt
Organism: Colletotrichum higginsianum IMI 349063
Lineage: Eukaryota; Fungi; Ascomycota; Sordariomycetes; Glomerellales; Glomerellaceae
Product: Major facilitator superfamily transporter
Exons: 4
Coding region: 1-1566 (521 amino acids)
Biological process (GO): transmembrane transport
Cellular component (GO): membrane
Molecular function (GO): transmembrane transporter activity
Source: RefSeq, a predicted model, not a curated record
AUGGCAGACUACACGGUUCCCAGAAAGAAGUGGUACCACAUUCAGUGGUACUCGGACGAAGAUUCUGAAGAAGAGCGCAAGUUCAUCAUCAAGCUGGACCUCAUCGUCGUCCCCUACGCUGUCCUGGCUUACUGGGUCAAGUACAUUGAGACAGACAAUGCCUACGUCGGAGGCAUGAAGGAAGAGCUCGGCUUCGAGGGCAACGAGCUUGUCGAGCUGCAGACCAUGUAUACAGUCGGCGCUGUUGUUGGCAUGGUCCCGUUUAUGUUUUUGUUCACGUACAUCCCGAUGUACUGGACAAUCCCCGCCAUGGAUAUCCUCUGGGGUCUCUUUACCCUCCUGCAGUACCGCGCCAACUCAUUCGGAGAGUUGGCGGCCUACCGCUUUAUGGUCGGCUUCUUCGAGGUAACGCGCCACUCGGGUGCUAUGAGUUUUCCAAGAGCUUUUGUGUUGCUGACGCGUUAUCCCCAGGCUGCUUUCUUCCCGGCUAUGCACUAUGUCUUUGGCUCCUGGUACCGAGGCCACGAGAUUGCGCGACGAGGCGGCAUCUUCUACACCGGUCUCAACCUCGGAACCCUCACGGCGGGCCUCAUCGCGGCAGGCGCAUCGCACCGCCUCGAGGGCGUCCACGGCAUGUCCGGCUGGCGCUGGAUGUACAUCAUCUGCGCCAUCAUCACGAUCCCCGUCGGCAUUCUCGGCUACUUCCUCCUCCCCGGCACUGUCGAGCAGCCAAAUACCUGGAUUCUCAACGAACAUGAUCUUAAAGUUGCCAAGGCUCGCCUCGAACGUGGAGGACACGUCACGCGCGGCAAGUUCAAGUUCGGGCACCUCAAGACGAUCUUCCUGAGCCCGCAGUUCUGGACCGUCGUGCUCGUCGAUGUGCUCUUCUGGAACGCCGGCAUUCACAAGAGCACCGGCAGCUUCCUGCUGUGGAUCAAGAGUCUGGGCCGCUACAGCCCGGCGCAGGUCAACGAGAUGGGCACCAUCGCGCCGGCCCUGGGCAUUCUGUACAACCUCGUAGCGUGUUUCCUGUCCGACCUCGUCCUGGGCCCCGCAUGGGCCAUUACUUUCGCCUCGCUGUGGAACGUCACGGGCCUAAUCAUGCUCGUGGUCUGGGACGUGCCGGAAGGCGGCAAGUGGUUUGCCUUCGCGACGAUGUACUGGUCCAACGCGCUCUCGAGUGUGUUGCACGGCUGGGUCAACACCAUCCUCCGAGACUCUCCUGAGCAGCGGUCGUUUACGCUGGUCAUGAUCACCAUCAUCGCCCAGUCAUCGACGGCCUGGACGCCCUUGCUGACCUUCCCAACGGUCGAAUCCCCGAGUUAUCCAAAAGGCUUCUCGUUUUGCCUCGGUUGUGCAUUGGCACUCAUCGUUGCAACCCACGUCCUCAACGUUUACAUCAAGCGCAAGGAGGCAGCGAAGCUUGCAAAUCUGGAGAACGGUAGCGAUCACGACCAGAGUUACACUUACAACAACUCCCCCGAGGUUGGAGCUGCUGGCAAGACUGCCGAUGCCAAUGUUGCGCCAGCAACCAACACCUCGGAGGAGUCCAUCGCGCGUCGUUAA